Messenger RNA from [Torrubiella] hemipterigena, 5146 nucleotides. The record is from the annotation of a GenBank genome assembly. NCBI's taxonomy places the organism in Eukaryota, Fungi, Ascomycota, Sordariomycetes, Hypocreales, Clavicipitaceae.
GCGCCGAGCACGAAACAACAAGCAUCACCGCCACUGGUAUCGAGAGUGGCCGCAGUUUUGCCUAGGCCACCGGUUUAAUACUGUAUAUAUACCCAAUUACCGCCUGGAGAUCCGGAUCAUCAUCAUCGACCGUCCGAACGAAUAGCUGCAAAGCCGAUCUCGCCGCUCGCCUCACUGGCACGAUUCCGUCGAUCGAUCGCACAACCAGAGGGACCCGUGGCUCGCUAUGGAUUUAAUGAAAGGUCAAUAGAUAUCUCAAGUCACAAGUAACAUACUUAACGCCCGGGACCUAUUUACUUACGACCAGCAUCGCGGCUGUUGCGACGACGCAGCUCGCCAGGUCGCUUGCCGCCCGGCACCUUUCAUCCUCCAUAGUGGCUCUAGCAAUUCUGCAGUAGCCUCUGGGGGCGCCAAUUAUAAUCAUGGACACGGGCGAAUAUGAAACAAACGCGCUGAUUGUGAACGACGUGUCCGCCAUCGCCUACCGCCUCUACGAACCUGCGCAAGACCAUCGAUUCAAUUUCCAUUCAUUUGGCCUAAACGUUGAAAAGGCUCUCCGCGAACAACGCCAUAUUGUGUCUUACGAUGCAAAGGAACGAGCUAUAUGGUACUUUUACGUUCUUCCGAAGGAUGAUGAACUCGAUACGACUGCCAACGAAAAGCUCGGACCCACCAUACAAAUCCUCGACUGUGCAUUGCAAAUAAGAGAGGAAGGAGUUUUUGAACCAGGUUUUCUUCAUAAAUCUCGGCUUCAAACCCAACAAAGCACUCAGACGAUCAAUUCGACGGCCACGCCUACAGCCUCUGCUUCGGAUUCUCAAAGACACGGCUUGAACUCACCAUCACAGUUGUCUGUUACAACGCCACAGGACCAUGAGUCAAAGGCGUCCAACUUAUCGCAGCAAGAAACAAAUUCUCCACAUAUAACAGAUAAACUUGUUUAUGAGAACUUCAUCGGCGCUCUCCUAUAUACUGUGUCUUCGACCUUUUGUACUAGGACUCAAUCUCUGCCUUUGAACUACCGAACAGUUCUGUUACCAGAGGCCUUUUGUCAAGUACAAGAUUACAGUAACGCGGAUCCGUCAUUGCAACCACGGUUAGGCUCAUUUCGUGCGUAUAUAACGACUACCGGAGCACUCAUCAUCGGCUUUACUGUUACAGUAUGUCGCGGUUUCGAAUGCCUUAGUCAGGCCAUCUCAAGCAGCUCGAACGGUAUGGCAACAAAAGUUUUAGCGGCGCCUUUUGGCAUUGUCAAAGGACGCGAUGGCAGCCCAACAUCGGAUUUAGGCAUAGAACACCCGUCAUCAAACCAGAGUCAAGCUCUUCGAAGCCUGUCAGGAACACAUCUCGCAUUGUGGGAGCAAGCGUGUUUCAACAUUCUCCAAUCCCGAGGAGUGUCGAAUCAAGCUAUUGGCACUGAAUCAUGGGCUACCUUGUCAAUCAACAAGCUCAGAUUACAAGAAGCACGUACAGAGGAAAAGCGCAAUAACGAACCAUGCCCUACGUUUUCAAUGCCAUGGCCCGGAAAGCUUUGUUUCCGCAAAAAGGUUUUGGACGUGUCAUCAACGAACAGAGUUGGAGAAAUGAUAAUCAGCGUCCAUGACGAAAGCCAUGACCCUUUGGCAUUGGCAAGAACCUGGUUCAACGCCUCGGCUGAGCGCGAAGAAAAGCUUUCUAGAAGACGGUCAGAUAGAAGAACGGCCCAGGCAGCUGAUGCUCAAGGCCAAGAUCCGAGAUUAAGUCGGCCUAAUGCCCCGUCACCAUUAGCAAUGAGGCAACAAGGCGCUUCAGGUGCAAAUAUGGUGUAUCCUACGCCCCCGGAUGCUCUCCACAAUCUCAACGGAGUGACACCAACACUUGAUGGAGCUUUAUCGAGUCCCGGAAAUCCUCUAUCAGCAGCAAAUGUCGACAUUGAUGCUGCCCCUAGCGCUUCCCAUGUCAUUAACAGUGGAGAAGAAGAGGCGCAUAGUGAAGCUGGUGAUUCUAAGCGAUUAAACAGCGAUGUCAACUUGCUUAACGGAGCUGAUAACAUAUUUGAGGACAUGGGAGGAGACAUGUUUGAUGAUAAUGAUAUUACUGAAGCGGACUUCAACUUCUUCGACGAAGAGCCGUCCGCGAUGGAGAUGGAGCCUCAUGAUGAAAAGCCUUUGGAUAAGGACGACCUUGAUGGUACGCCAAGAGUGGAACAUAAUACUGAUGUUACAGCUGCUCCAGAGCAAUCAGUCAGCAUUAAGGAGGAGCCGGUUGUGUUUGCCAAACCCGAGUUGCGGCACGCUCGAAGCUCACAGGUUGAUGAAAAUCAGAGAGGCAAGGAAAACUCUUUUGGGAAGACAUUGAAAAGAAGUUCAAGCCCGUUUGACCCUCAUACAAUUUUCAAAAGAGUCCGCGCUUCAAUUCUUUUAUCACGAGCAGCUGCAGCACAAAAUGUUAAUAAUCUGCAGAGAGCCGGCAAAAUAUUUGAGAAGGUCGACUUCGACCAUCGUCUUCCCAUGCUGAACAAGAAAUAUGAACAUGGAGGCUUAUAUGACUAUGGCGAUGUCGGUAGACGGGCUUCCUUGAAAUCGGAACCUGGGGCAGUCCCUCAGACCAACUACUUAAAACGGCAUGGAAAGGGGCUACUAAAGAGAAAUGCGCGUCCAAAUUCUCUGGAUUCUCUGAUGGGAAGCCUAGGUGGGAUUGAUGGACUGACUGCAGACGUCGGAGUUGGCAAGUAUAACAACAUGACCGCCGCCGGCGACGAGUCUAGUUCCGAUUCUGACAGUGACGAAUCAUAUGCUGAUAUCGGUGGCGAUCCGUCUCCGCUGAAGACCGGUUUCCGAUCCACGGUUAAUGGCCCAGCCGACUCCGAUGCGGUUUCUCAAGGAACUCCUGUAAGAGACGCCGAACCUCUGAAUGAAGCUGAUGACCGGCUUGCCCUUGAGCUGCCACGGUUACUACGACCAGAUACACCCGAGAUAUCACUUCCUCAGUACUUUGCUGACCCAGAGCCGUUUCCAUUGGAUUUGCCACUCUCUGACGAAGAUCUGAUACUGGUUGCCCAACUAGUAACUGAACAGGCAGCCAUUGGAGCACUUGACAUAUACGACCAUCGCUCCGAAGAGUCCUACGAUGACGAUGCAGCUUGUCAACGACCGCCAUAUUUUGCCACACGGGGCUCCAUAGACAUCUUGCAACACAUCGUUUCGUCGUUCCUAAGUCGGGCUACCUCGCUAAAGCUCAAGGCGUUGCUUGAUAUUCAGGACAUUCCACUAAUGGGGCAGCCAGCACGAGUACAGCCUCGCGCGAUCCCAGGUCGCGAUCCGAACUCUGACCCAGUGCGCCCAAGCAACCUGUACCAGAUUCCAAGCCCCCAUCUUGAAGUGAGGCGAGCCGAUAACAAGCUAUCGGUACUGCCGUCUGCUAUUGGCUUCUGGGAGAGUUUAGGUCUAGCUCCUUCUUCAGGAAACAAGGACGUCAAUGCGGUUUGUGUCUUUCAGGGAUGGACAGGAAUGGCAGACAAUGUCAGAACGUUCCUUGGCAGGUUGAAGAGCAUGUAUGAAACGCUGAAAUUGGGCUCUGUCCAAAACAUGCCCAUUGCAGACCAAGAGGCUGGCAUGCUUCAGUAUGAGGUUGACAAAAUUUCGACGUCUCCCGAUGCUACUAUGACUGGUCAUGGGUCCGCAAUGAUUGAGAGCAUGGAGACGCUGAGAGGCGCACUCUCUAGCUUGGAAACAGUCGACACGAAUGUCGUUGUGUACUUUGUGUACUCUCCCAGAAAUCCCGGCACCAUUGUAGAAGCAUGCACUGCCUUCCAGCGCUUCUUUGAUUCGUACCAAGCAUCCUUGACAGCAAAGCAGGAGAUUCCAAAGAACGAACUUGUUCUUCAGCUAGUCUCAGCCGACCUGAUUUCAUCACCAUCCAAAGUUAUCGUUACGCCAGCAGCUGACCUCGUCCGACUUUGUAUGGAAACCUACGACCGCUGUGUUCCCUUUGGCGGCACGAUGCCAGCGCCGGCAAUUCGGUUGGAGCAGCCGCUACCACGUAUCAUCGACUUUAAGCUCAACAACAAUCCGUCUGCUUCACUCAUUCGAGAGAACUCUUGCAUACAUGUUGCCUAUGCUACGAGUGUGGACAAACGGUGGAUCAGUGCUGCUUGGACGGACGAUAGAGGCAAUGAACAAGCUACGGCUUCGUAUUGCUUUGGCCGCAAAGAUAAAUCACCGUCACGAACAAUGAAUGACAUUGCCAACGAAAUCUGGGAGUCAACACUGCAACUGAUCUCUACCUGGAAGAUUCAUUGGCGCGUUGUGAUAACAAAAUGUGGUCCGAUGGAGGCUCACGAAGCCGAGUUUUGGAUUGAGUUGGCUCGUACGGAAAUCCACGCCAGCGUCACCAUGAUAUUAAUGACAGUAGAUACCAAGCCAUCGUUGCAGCUUAUCCCGCCAGCAAUCAAGCUACCACCGCAAUCAAUCACGAGCUAUACUACGCCAGUGUCUACACCGCAGCCGAACAUCGUUUCUCCGGAGGCUAUGGCGACGCCAGCGACGCCGGCUCGAGACGCCAGUACAUUGGCUGCUACACCUGGUGGCGAUAGUACCGCUGAUCCAGAGACCGAAUCAGUAUUGGCGGAUGUUACAGAUCAGACAUGGGGUGCCAUUUCAAGCCAUCGGCUGAGCAACUCGAUAAGUACGCUCGAAACACAUCCAGCUUUCAUCUCUGGAUACUUGGUCAAACGCACCGGAUCCAAAGCGGAAGACUCGCCGGCUAUUAUGGAGGUCAACCUUGUUCACACGGAAGCCGGGUCCCGAGCAUACGAGCCUCUGCUACGGGAAAUGCUUAGCUACUUCCGCAGUCUUGGUACGUUGGCUCGUGCACGUGGAGUGGUUGAGGCUGAGACAGAUGUCCGGCCAUGGCAUGUUGCGGCAGCAGAAAAGGCUGCCAGGGCUUUGUAUUUGUUAAUGUAGAGCUUUUGUUGGAAACAUAUUAUUGGAGUUUUGGGGGAGUAUGGCGUCUCUUUUAAGUGGUAGUGAUGAAGCAUUGGGUGAGCGGAGGAAUGAAUUGGAGUGGGCUGUACAUAAUCUAACCCAUGAUUAUUCAAAUCAAUGCUCAUCUUCAUUUCUUUUUUCCGCUCGAGAUUAACCGUGAAUUUUUAAUUUUAUUUUAUUCC